CGCCCCCGGCUUUGCUCUCCCUCUCCCUUUCCUGGCUGCUGGGCCCCCCGGCUGCGGCGCUGUUGCUGCGCUCCCGCCAACUUCCCUCCGGAUUCUUCUCCUUCUUCUUCUUCGCAGCAGCAGCGAAGGAAGAGAAAGAAGAAACAGUUGCCUCGCUUCUUGCCACAUCGUAGCGGGUCAGUCCUUGUUUCCACGGGACGAAGGAAGGAAAGAAGGAAGGAAGGAAGGAAGGAAGGAAGGAAGGAAGGAAGGAAGGAAGGAAGGAAGGAAGGAAGGAAGGAAGGAAGGCGCCCUGAAGAGAACAAACAGAAGGAGAAUCGGCCUGCAGCUGAGUAUUGAAGGAAGUUUCCAUAUUGGACUUGGGGGAGCGAGUUCUUCAUCACACCUGAGGACAGCUGGCUAGCUUUGCAGGUACAGGAUGGGCCAUGUGGGCUGCAGCUUGUCCUUUCUGCGCCCUCCAGCUGCUCUCCAACAUCUGGCUCUUGAGGUGAUAAUGCCCUUCUGCAACAAAGAGUCCCACUUCCAGCCCCAAACCCAAGUUCCUUUGGUGGCCAAAGACCUUGAAACACUACCUAAGCUCACCCCCUUCAGGAAAUGAAAUUUUAAAAUGGAUGCCCCCGGCACCCUUUCCAAAAUGGCUGCUGAACUUCCUGGGCCUACAUUUUUAGGCUUUUCCUAGCCUAACAGGUGACCCAAGGACAACACAAUGACAAUGUCUACAGCUGGAGGUUCUGAGACUAAAAGCACAAUGAAGAAACAGAACCCACCUGAGAAGAAGCCGGCAGGAGCAGCCACCCCUUCCCGGUGGCACCGCCACAGGUUUCGACGCAAAGUCCCCUCUGAAGUGAUUGUAAAGGGGCAGCUUCGCAUGCGCUCCCCCUCUGGAGCCUUUGUGAUGGUGGGUGUCUCUGUCGUCUUGGUGGGCAUGACCAUCGCAGUCAUUGGGUACUGGCCUUAUCGUUCCAGGUCUGGAGGCAGUAGGCCAGGGAAUUCCAACGGCACAGAUGAGAUCAAGAAGGAAGUGCGUAUUGUUCCACAUCCCAUCCUUCACAGUGAGAAGCUGAAGCUCAUUGGGCCUGUGAUCAUGGGCAUUGGACUCUUCAUCUUUAUCUGUGCAAACACCAUGCUGUAUGAGAACCGAGAUAUGGAAACCCGUUUGUUGAUGCAGAGGGAACUCUACUCCUUGGGGACGGGUCUGCCACUGAACACAAGCAAAGCGAGUGGCUACUUUCAGGGAAGGCCCAGUCCCCCCACACUCCAGGCCAGUGCGGAAUGUGUGGAAGGUUGCUAUGAGGUGGACCUCUCUUCUAGUGGCUUCCAGUCAUACUCCAGCCCUAUGAAGAAAUGGGCCAGCAACUGCAGCUCCAAAAGGCUUCAGGCUACCACCCAGCUCCUUCACCACAACAGCAUCUCGCCUUCCCUUUCCUUCCUGAGCAUCCACUCAGACUCUGGGAAUGCAGUGCCAGAAAACGUGGCCUGCCCUUCCACACAAGGAACUGAAUCACUCGCCUCCACAUCUGUCAACACCUUGUCACUGCCUCUCAUUAAACUCAACAGUUGUCUUUUUGAAAAACAAGGCGUUUCUCAUAUGAUUGUGCAGGAUGUGGAAGGAAAUGCUGUUAAGUUGCCAGAGGAGGAGGAGGAGAUCCGGAGGCUCUCCUGGACUCUUCAAACAGAUCGCAAUAGUAGGGCUCCCCGAAGACAUGAACUCAGUGACAGUCAUGUAGUUAUUGAUGUGGACAAUGAGCUUCCUUCUGCCACAUCAGCUGAAAAACGCCUGCACCCUCCAUACAUAAAAAGAGAAUUUGGUUCAACCACUCAGGUCUCCAUUUCAGGUCAUUCCAAGUCCCUAGAUCUUGGCCAACAGAAGGUGCUCUUAAUGGCAUCAGUCAACAAUAAGAAAAACAGGAGCUGGCCUAGACUUGACCACAUUGGCCUAGUCAACUAUGCAAAAUUGGAAAGCAAGGGCGAGUCUUCCGAUAGGCUGUUGGAGACGAUGAGAGAGCCUACCAGGGGGAAAAGCAACCAUGCAUCUGGGGAACUGGACACAGACAUAAGCCUUGGAAUGUGACUUGCAUUACAGAGACGAUGGAUACUCUUGUUGUUCCCGUUCUGUUCAUCUGCUCCACUGUUUUGGGCCUUUGAUCUGAAUAUAUGUAGCUUUGCGACUAUGGCUGCUUGGGCCAUUGGAGGAGGGCCAUGUUGGAUGCUGCUCAGUGGGUUACCUUACAAGAGCCCUCUUCAGCACAUCUCCACUCUGCUUGCAUGUGACUCUGUGCUUUGAAAAGGGAAUGAGCUAUGCGUUCUGAUGCAAUGGGGUGGAGAAAGCAGGUCCUUCAGAUCACUCUUCCUCGUCUAUCCUUUAAAGACACGUUGUUGGGACUCCAGAGCGAGUGAUGUGAUGGCGAAGGUUCGGAAAUGAUAAUUCAAUGCCUCCUAAAGUAGCAAAGAUCUGGUUUUAAAUCUUGUGAGAUUAUACUUUUAUACAUAGAUCCUUGUUUCCAAACUCAUUGGGGAUUAAAUGCAAUCCCUGCCUGUGAUCUUUUACUCCGAGGUAGAAAAGCAAAUCUUUAAUCAGUUGGGCCUUGGGCAAGCUGCACAUAUCCAAGUCAAAAGCCUGCAGAUUUCUUAGUGACUCCUUGCCCUCAGCAACAUUUGGAGAAUCACUGGCUGCUUACGGCCUUACAGGGUAACUCAUUAACAUUUGCCUCACUGCUGUGAAGAUCUUGAGUUCUUUGUCAUGCCUUAAUGAUCAUUUACAAUUUUUUAUUUUCUGCAGAAAAAAAUGUUCCAUCUGACCCCCUUCUCUUUAUAAUCCAUUGUUCUUUUGCUUUAGCCCUUAAGGUAUUUUUUAAAUGAUAAGGGGAAGUCCUAAAGGCUGAUUGGAAAAGAGAAGGAGCCCAUGUCCCUUCUCACACAUUGGAGCAAAAGAGCAGCUGGAAGCAUGCCAGGGACUGGAAAGGUUUCCCUUUUCUUAUCUUUUCCUUUCUUUUGGAUUUGGCAUAUAAGUGGAUAGUGGAAGGAAUUCUAAGCUCCAAAGAGCAUACCCCCAAGUAGGAUCGCUGUCUGGAGCUGCUCUCAGUCGGAAAGUGCAGAUUGGUCUACGAGUUGAAUUUGACCUCUUGGUGAAUGAUAUCAAUCAAUCAAUCUUUAUUAUGGUCCAUAGACCCAAUUUGUUGUUGUUGUUAUAGUAAUAAUAAUAAUAAUAAUAAUAAUUAUUAUUAUUAUUAUUAUUAUUAUUAUUUUAUUUUUGUACCCUGCCUCCCAUCUCCCCAAAUGUGCCUAAUACAAUGCAUAAAAUAAACACAUAAUACAAUACAAAAUAAAGCCAAUAAAGUUGGUUUAGGCUCAAAAAAGUGCCCAAUAACCGAUGAUGAGAACUGUCGUAAAACAUACAUUUAUUUAUACCCCACUUUAUCUCCCCCGAAGGGGACUCAAAGCGGUUUAACAUAAAAACGUCAGCAUAACAAUUUAAAAUAUACAGAUAUAUGAACAGCUGAGAAAGUGCAGAGCAGAUUCAUAAACUUGUGAAGGAUAUGCCUCCAUCCUGACCAAGCUCUCCUUAGGCACAGGGAGCUUGCAUGGAGCAAAACAAAGCUGUGCCUAAGGCAUUGGCCUCCUUGUGUCUUCCUUGCUUGGCUCUCAGCUGUGUGCUCUGUGACAGUUGUUGGCUGCUUUCUCCUCACUGUAGGUUCCCACCCCAAUCUCGAAACAAGAAGAGGAAUAUUGAGUGAAGCUGGCUCCAAAGGGCAGAGUGUUGACGACAACACCCUCCCCUCACUUUCUCCAUGUAGGAUUCUCAUGGGUUUCAAAACUCAUUACAAAAUUAGGGGUGCCAGCAUUUCAUUUCUAAAGUGUUUCAAAAGUAUUGUGAGUGAAAAUUUCGUUACUAUAGUGAGAAUAAUGAAAUUUCGUUACUUUUUUGUUAAAGUAAUUGCGCAAGUGGGGAAACUUCAGGGGCUCCUCCAUCUCUCAUUUUUCCAACUAUUGGGGUGAAACUUGCUAUGAUUAUAGAACACAUAGACCACUGUGAGUCCAUCAAGUUUCAGAACAUUUCACUUAUCCACUGAUUUCUGGGGAAUUUUCAAAGAUUUUUUAAACAAUGUUUAAAAGAAAUUAUAAGAGUGCUGUCCUUGAAUUUUCUGUCCAAUGACACAAGAUAACAGGUGAUCAUUCCUCCCAACUUUCAGAAAUAUUCAUAAAUCUACUGAUUUUAAGGAAUUUUAAAAAGUUUUGAUGAAAACAUUUUUAAAGUCAUAACUGUUGUCUCAUUGAAUGUCUCUCAUAUUAACCAAUAGAAACCAGUAUUAAUUAAUUGUACAAUUUUCAUAGAGGGCCAUCUAGUCCAAUUCCCUCCUUCUGGUCAGAAGGGCACUAUCAAAACCCUCCUGAGAGAUGGCCAUCCAGCCUCUAAGCUAAAUAAUAUACUUCCUCUAUUUAGGUGGAAGGGAUUCCCAAGGGCCAUUCAUUUAGGAAUUUCUUCCCAAUCCAGCACUAAUUUACUUGCUAGAAGUCUCAGCCAGCCCUCCUCUUUGCAGAAUAAUAAUAAUAAUAAUAAUAAUAAUAAUAAUAAAUAUUAUUUAUUUAUAUUCCACUCUAUCUCCUCGAGGGGACUCAGGACGGAUUAUGGAACACAUAUACGGCAAACAUUCAAUACCGAUUAUACAAUUAACAAAGACGGACAGUACAUAAACAGAGGUAAAGGCUUCCCAUCUUUUUCCAUCUCUGGCAUCUGGAGCCUGUGCUUGACUCUGGCCAUGGGUUGGGAUGUGUGUGUGUGCUGUCACUCCAUCUUCCAUACCGAGGAGUCCCACCGUCUCUAGAUGCUUUCCCAAUUGAAUUGCCCAUAUCCUCAUUGGCACCUUUUAUUACUUCCCUGCCAACGUGAUACCUAUUUAUCUUCUCACUUUACUGUUUUUGAAUUGCUACGUGAGCAGAAGCUGGGCUGACAACUGGGAGAACACAGAAUGUUUUUAUUUGAGAACACAGAAAUGCUGGACCACUCUCACAACCACCAUGUCAGACUAUACAGAGAAGCCAUUGAAAUACACAAGCAUGUGGACAAUUUCAACAGAAAGGAGGAAACCAUAAAAAUGAACAAAA
Anolis sagrei ordinatus is the source of this 5103-nucleotide messenger RNA. It is a transcript of the gene TMEM200B, whose product is annotated as transmembrane protein 200B. NCBI's taxonomy places the organism in Eukaryota, Metazoa, Chordata, Lepidosauria, Squamata, Anolidae. The record is from RefSeq and is a predicted model, not a curated record.